AUGAAUCGUCUCCUUGGCCGGCUGCUGCUCGUAACAGCGCUGCUGUGCGCCGCAGACGCCGCCGACACGCCCGAGCCCAUUUCGUUACAGCCUACGCAGUUCUGGGACGGAAACGACGGGCCUUGGUCGACCUUCGCUUUUACCAUUGGCACUCCCGCCCAGAGCCUGCAUCUCUUGCCAGCCACCGGCCAGUCCGCACUAUGGCCAGUCCUCCCCGAGGGCUGCUUGAACGACGACCGCGCCACCAACGUCUGCCAGGAUGAUCGCGGUGGGGUAUUUCUGAUCAACCAAUCCUCCACCUGGGUCGAAGAAGGAAUAUAUUCGUUGUCAACGCUGUGGGUCGAGCAACAGUUGGGCGUGGGAGAGGAUGCGCGCGGGCACUAUGGCUUCGAUACCGUUGGAUUGGGGUGGCCGUCGUUUGGAAUGCCGUCGCUGGACAGCCAGGUCGUGGGAGGAAUCGCCGACAAGACCAUCUACGAAGGAGUUUUUCCCUUGAGUGCCCGCCCGGUCAACUUCACCGACCUCAAUAACCCCCAUGCCACCGUUUUGCAGACUUUGGUCAACAAGUCGAUGAUUCCGAGCUCUUCCUGGUCCUACACUGCCGGCUCUUACAACAGGGUCCCCAAGAUUUACGGUAGCCUAACCCUCGGCGGGAAGGACACUAACCGCUACGAGGACAACGACAUUAGCAUCCCGUUCGGUUCUGACAUCUCCCGGGACUUGCUCUGCGCUGUCCAAUCAGUGACGACCAAUGUUAGCUCAUCGCCGCUGCUGUCGACCCCCAACUACUGGUACAUCGACUCGCUUGUUGCGUCAAUGUGGUUUCCCGAGGAUGCGUGCACUGCUUUUGAAGAAGCGUUUGGAAUUGAAUGGGAUGAUGAAUAUUCCAUCUAUCUCAUCAAUGACACCCAGCAUGAGACACUCUUGGACCAGAAGGCCGCCAUAACAAUCACCAUUGGAGCCAACACGUCGACCAGCGACACGGUCGACAUCGUCCUGCCGUAUGAAAGCAUGGCUCUGAAUGCCUCAUGGCCCGUCUAUCCGAACGCCACUCGCUACUUCCCUCUGAAGCGCGCCGUAAACGACACGAUGUACACGCUUGGCCGCGCAUUUCUGCAGAAUGCCUACGUCAUCACAAAUUACGAAACUCAGACUUUCUCCGUCCACCAGGCUCUGUUCCCCGACUCCAGCGCGCAAAACAUUGUCCCAAUUGAGGGUGUCAACAGCAAGAAAGAUGACGGAUCCUCGCUCGGCGCCGGUGCCAUCGCCGGAAUCGCAGUCGGAUGCGCCGCCGUCGUCGCCAUCCUGGCGCUGAUCUUCUGGCUCGCCUACCGCCGCAAGAAGCAGAAGCAGGAAAAGGCCGCCUACGAUGCCGCUGCCGCCGCGGCCGCGGCCGCCGAAGCGCCGCCCGCGCCCAAGGAAGAGAGGCCGGAGAACGAAAUGGACGCGGGUGCCGACGGCCACGUGCCCGGCGGCACGGGCGUCGGAAACAAGACGGAGCUGGAGGGCGAGGGCGCCAGGCACGAGAUGCAGGGGUCUGACACUUCCAAGGUGGCCGAACUGUACGGCCUCGAGGCCCGCAAGCUCGCCGAGAUGGAGGCCCAGGCUACCCCGGUUUAUGAGAUGGCGGCGAAUGAGGAAGUCUUGCUGCCCGAGCUCGAGACGCCUAAUCAGGGUGCUACGCCCAGAGCGCAGACGCCGCAUGCGGAGCUUGAAGCACCGCACGAGUCGAGGGUGGCUGUGAUGCGGGAGAGAGAAAGACAGCAAGAGGCUGGGGAGAGGGAAAGGCAGCAAGAAACUGGGGCGAGAGAAACACAGCAGGCUACUGAGGAGAGAGAAACACAGCAGGCUACUGAGGAGAGAGAAACGCGACAGGAUACUGAGGAGAGUUCAAAGUAG
Messenger RNA from Lasiodiplodia theobromae, 1899 nucleotides. RefSeq names its product Peptidase aspartic protein. Gene Ontology annotation, cellular component: fungal-type vacuole. Gene Ontology annotation, molecular function: aspartic-type endopeptidase activity. Bases 1 to 1899 code for a protein of 632 amino acids. NCBI's taxonomy places the organism in Eukaryota, Fungi, Ascomycota, Dothideomycetes, Botryosphaeriales, Botryosphaeriaceae. Gene Ontology annotation, biological process: proteolysis. The transcript is spliced from 2 exons. The record is from RefSeq and is a predicted model, not a curated record.